Molecule: messenger RNA, 1935 nt
Organism: Fundulus heteroclitus (mummichog)
Lineage: Eukaryota; Metazoa; Chordata; Actinopteri; Cyprinodontiformes; Fundulidae
Product: sialic acid synthase
Exons: 6
Coding region: 139-1218 (359 amino acids)
Biological process (GO): carbohydrate biosynthetic process
Molecular function (GO): N-acylneuraminate-9-phosphate synthase activity
Source: RefSeq, a predicted model, not a curated record
AAAGGCGGAAGUAGUUCCUGAACCCGAAGCACUUCGGGUUAGUCUGCACUCCCCACUGAAGUCCCCUCCUGCGGUCCGCAUUUUCAUUCAUAAAUUACCUCCCACGGUCGCACCAGUUGCCCCACCAUCACCACCAAGAUGCCUCUGGAGUUUGAGCUGUGUCCCGGGCGGCCGAUCGGAGGGAACCAUCCGUGCUUCAUCAUAGCUGAGAUUGGACAGAACCACCAGGGAGACAUCGAGAUCGCCAAGAAAAUGAUUAAAAUGGCAAAGGACUGCGGUGCUGACUGUGCCAAAUUCCAGAAGAGCGAGCUGGAGUACAAGUUCAACAAGCGAGCCUUGGAGCGUCCCUACACCUCCAAGAACUCCUGGGGGAAAACUUAUGGCGAGCACAAGCGGCACCUAGAGUUCAACCAUGAGCAGUACAAGGAGCUGCAGAAAUACGCUGCAGAAGUGGGGAUCUUCUUCACCGCCUCAGGGAUGGACGAGAUGGCAGUGGAGUUUCUCCACGAGCUCAACGUGCCUUUCUUCAAAGUUGGGUCCGGAGACACCAACAACUUUCCUUACCUGGAGAAAACAGCGAAGAAGGGCCGUCCCAUGGUGGUCUCCAGUGGGAUGCAGUCGAUGGAGACAAUGCGCCGGGUCUACCAAACGGUGAAGCAGCACAAUAAAAACUUCGCCAUCCUGCAGUGCACCAGUGCGUACCCUCUGGAGGCUGAAGAUGUCAACCUCAAAGUGAUCACAGAAUACCAGAAGGAAUUUCCCGAUAUUCCCAUUGGGUAUUCUGGUCACGAGUCUGGAAUCAGUAUCUCUGUGGCAGCCGUGGCUCUGGGAGCGAAGGUCAUUGAGCGUCACAUAACCUUGGACAAGAAGUGGAAAGGAAGCGACCACGAGGCCUCACUGGAACCCUCCGAACUGACUGAGCUCGUUCGCUCCAUUCGUCUGGUGGAGAGGGCGAUCGGAAGUGGCAUCAAGCAGAUGUUGCCCUGCGAGAAAGCGUGCCAUGACAAAUUGGGCAAAUCUGUGGUGGCUAAGGUGAAGAUCCCCAAAGGAACAGUCCUGACUCUGGACAUGUUGGCGGUGAAGGUAGCCGAGCCAAUGGGUGUCCCGGCUCAGGACAUCUUCAAGCUGGUUGGGAAGACCGUGACCGAGGAGGUGGACGAGGACGAGAGCGUCCUGCCUGAAGUGGUGGACAGCUACGGCAAGAAGGCCAAGUGUUAAUCACAGAAGAAAGUUGAAGUUUGUUGAAAAUAAACAGGCACUUAAUUUCAAGAGGUGUUGCUUAUUUUUAAAGGGAUAAUCUGGAUGUCGACAUUUUUAAGUAUGAGGGUAAUUUUUACUCUGUGGGUGAGUUUGUGCCAUUUACCUCAAAAAUGAUCCGCAAUUAGCCAAAUGGUUGGAAAGUGGACUGAAACGGCUUAACUCUUUGAUAAAUGACUCGUAUUGUUCUUUAUAAAAAAAAAAAAAAAAUCAUUACAUUUUCAGAAUGUGGCCUUAACAUGACACUUUUACUGACAAACUUCAUCUCUGUUAAUGCUUUUCUAAGCUGCACAACCAGCAGGUGGAGCUGUUAGGAAAAACAUUCUUUGCGCUGAACCUUAACCCUCCACUGCAAGGAGAAACAAAAACUGAACACAUGGGAGAUGGAGACGCUUUGAUCAUUUCAUUCAGACCGGUGAGAUCAGAGCCCGUUAGCCCAGCAGCCAUUGUACUGUUUAUGCAGCCGUUCACUGGGCUGUUCAGGGUGUAACCACAAGAUAAACACCUUCAAACCUGAUUUCUGUUUUUCUUUCGGUCGGUGUAUCCUUGGUUCUGCUGCCAUAAGUUCCAGGCUUAGAGCAUUCUUCCCACAUUAACUCAUGUGUUUUUGCCACGUUUGUUAUCUGAGUUGUGACGUUCUAAAAGGAAAACCUUCAAAUAAAAUAAUUAUAAAAUGUU